Molecule: messenger RNA, 672 nt
Organism: Debaryomyces hansenii CBS767
Lineage: Eukaryota; Fungi; Ascomycota; Pichiomycetes; Serinales; Debaryomycetaceae
Gene: GST2
Product: glutathione S-transferase GST2
Exons: 1
Coding region: 1-672 (223 amino acids)
Source: RefSeq, a predicted model, not a curated record
AUGUCGGUAGCAAACGGAUUAAAACUUUAUUCUUGUAGUACUCCUAACGGAUACAAGGUAUCUGUCUUAUUAGAAUUGUUGGGCCUUAAAUAUGAUUCCCAGUAUAUUGAUAUCAGUAAGAACGAGCAAAAGGAAGAUUGGUUUCUAAAGUUGAAUCCUAAUGGUAGGAUUCCAACGUUAGUUGAUUCGAGCACUGGAAUCACUAUCAGUGAAACCGCAGCAAUUAUGCAAUACCUUGUUGAUACAUACGACAAAAGUCACAAAUUCUCAUACGAGGUUGGUACCAAGAAUUACUACUUGCAAUUGGAAACGUUGUACUUCCAAAUGGCAGGUCUUGGCCCAAUGCAAGGCCAGGCGAACCAUUUUGUUAAGUUCGCGCCUGAGAAAAUUGAAUAUGGUGUUAAAAGAUAUACAGCUGAAACACAGAGAUUGUAUUCAGUUGUUGAGGAAUACUUGAGACGUAACCAGAGUAAUGGCUUAUACCUUGUGGGCGAUCACUAUUGUAUUUCUGACAUCGCCGUCUAUUCGUGGGCCAAGUUUUUGACUGGAAUUGACAUUGAUAUCAAACAAUGGCCAUUGACAAGUAAAUGGUUUGAUGCCUUAGAUAAGUUGCCAGAAGUUCAAAAGGGGUUUACCGUACCUAGGGAAUCACCUUUCCUCAAAAAGAACUAG